GUUCCGGUUCCUGGAGAGGGCCCGGGCGCUGCUGGACCUGUGCGCGGCUCCCGGCGGGUGGCUGCAGGUGGCUUCUAAGUUCAUGCCGGUUUCCAGCUUGAUCAUUGGAGUCGACUUGGUCCCCAUCAAGCCCAUUCCCAACGUGGUGACGCUGCAGGAGGACAUCACCACUGAGAAGUGCCGCCAGGCCCUACGCAAGGAGCUGCAGACCUGGAAGGUGGACGUGGUGCUGAACGACGGAGCACCCAACAUGGGAGCCAGCUGGGUGCAUGACGCCUACUCCCAAGCCAACCUGACCCUCAUGGCUCUGAAACUGGCCUGCGAAUUCCUCUGCAAGGGCGGCUGGUUCAUCACCAAGGUUUUUCGUUCCCGGGCCCCCCAGCCGCUCCUCUGGAUCUUCCAGCAGUUCUUCCACAAGGUCCAGGCCACCAAGCCCCAGGCCUCCCGCAAUGAGUCUGCUGAGAUCUUUGUGGUGGGACAGGGUUAUCAGGCUCCAGACAAAAUCGACAGCAAGUUUUUUGACCCAAAAUAUGCUUUCAAGGAGGUGGAGGUUCAGACUAAGUCUGUUAAUGAGCUGAUCAGCAAAAAGAAGCCAAAGGCAGAAGGCUACGCGGAUGGCGACAUGACCCUCUACCACCGCUUCACCCUGAUGGACUUCCUCAAGGCUCCCAACCCCGUGGACUUCCUCUCCAAGGCCAACGAGAUCACGCUGGGGGAUGGCGAGCUGGAGAAUCACAGUUCCACCACAGAGGAGCUGCGUCAGUGCUGCAAGGACAUCCGCGUGCUGGGACGCAAAGAGCUCAGAGGCCUGCUGCACUGGAGGACGAAGUUGCGGCGUUUUUUGGGGAAAAAGCUGAAGGAGCAGGCGAAGGAGCUGGAUAUCAACCUGAGCUCUGGUGAAGAGGACGAAGGCAAAGAGGAGGAGAAGAAAGAGAAGAAGACAUUGCCAAGUGCCGCAUCGGAUGAGGUGCUGAAAGAAGAGGAGGAGAUAGAGCUGGUACUGACGGAGAUGAAGGCCAAGGAGCUGGCGGAGUUGAAGAGAAAGAAGAAGAAGAUCCUGAAGGAGCAGCGGAAGCAGCGUGAGCGUGUGGAGCUGAAGAUGGACCUCCCAGGUGUCUCCAUCGCCGAUGAUGGUGACACCAGCAUGUUCUCCCUCCGGUCUAUCCACAGGACCCCGCUGCUGAAGGAGGUGACGCGGGGGGACAUGGCAUCAGCAGAUGCCCUCCUGGAGAUAGGACCUGGGGAUGAUGACAUUUGUGUCUCGGAUCACGGAGAAGAGGACGAUGUGUCCCUGGCCAGCGAUCUGGACCCGGAGGAGCUGGCUGAGAUAGAGGCCCGUCAGCGCCGGCUGGAGCGGGAAAGGCGAGAGCAGGGUGCGAAGAGGGCAAAGUUCAAGCAGAAGGAAGAGGAGGAGGAAGGGGAGGAAGAGGAGAAUCCCCUGCUGAUGCCCCUGGAGGAGAAGUCGGUGCUGGAGGAACGGCGGACCAACCUGUGGUUCGGGAAGGACGCCUUUGCCGGCAUCGAGGACGAUGCGGAUGAGGACCUGGAGCUGGGGCAGUCGCAGAUGUUGGCUGAGAAACAGCGCGAGUCUCAGAGAGACAAAACAACAGGGAAAGGGGUGAAGAAGAAGGUGCCCCAGGAGGACGCUCCAGCUGAGCCCCCGCCUGCCGCGGACACCGCGCCCGACGCUGGUGAAGCGCAGGGCGAGCAGAGCAGCGACGACGACAGCAGCAGCGACGAGGAGAGGCCACUGAUCCCGACAGGGAGGAAGCGGGGCCGUGUCGAGCCGUGUGGCUUCGAGGUGGUGCCCAUUGAGAACCCGGUGAAAAGAGCCCGUGUCCUGGAUGCAGAGGGCCUGGCGCUUGGCUCUGUCAUCGCCACCUCCAAAAAGGCCAAGCGGGACCUGAUUGACGACUCCUUCAACAGGUAUUCCUUCAACGAGGAUGAGGGAGAGCUGCCAGAGUGGUUCACAAUGGAGGAGAGGCAGAUACCUGUGGACCGGCAGACGUUCGAGGCCUAUCGGCAGCGCUGGCGUGAAAUCAACGCCCGCCCUAUCAAGAAGGUGGCAGAGGCCAAGGCCCGCAAGAAGCGGCGGAUGCUGAAGAAGAUGGAGCAGAUGAAGAAGAAAGCGGAGGCCGUGGUGAACACGGUGGAUAUCUCGGAGCGGGAGAAGGUGGCCCAGCUGCGGCGCAUCUACAAGAAGGCUGGGCUGGCCAAGGAGAAGCGGCAGGUCACCUACUUGGUGGCUAAGAAGGGUGUAGGACCCCGGGUGCGCCGUCCUCCUGGCGUCAAGGGCCAGUUCAAGGUCGUCGACAGCCGCCUGAAGAAGGACGUGAGGGCUCAGAAGCGCAAAGAACAGAAGAAGAAACGCCAUAAGUGA
Opisthocomus hoazin is the source of this 2380-nucleotide messenger RNA. Lineage: Eukaryota; Metazoa; Chordata; Aves; Opisthocomiformes; Opisthocomidae. The record is from RefSeq and is a predicted model, not a curated record.